CCAUAACGGCUCAAAUACUGCAUCUGCCUUGGCCACACUGAUUUAUUCGUUCGAACAGCUGACGGUUACUCGUUACUAGAAGAAUUGUUUUAAACGUUUUGUGAUGGACGCAAGCACAAAAAUAUUAGUUGUGGGCGAUGUACGCGGUCGUUUCAAGCAACUGUUUAGCAGAGUGGAGCAGGUAAACAAAAAAGCCGGCCCCUUUGAGAUUUUGUGUUGUGUCGGCGACUUUUUUGGCGCGGAUAAACAAAAUGAGGAGCUGAUAGCAUACAAAAAUGGAUUCAAACACAUUACUGUGCCCACUUAUAUACUUGGUGCAAAUAAGGAGGAGGACAACAAUUACUUUGAGGACUUGACGGACGGAGAGAUCUGCACGAAUUUAACGUACCUGGGCAAGCGUGGGGUCUAUACGUUGAGUAGCGGUGUCAAAAUAGCAUACCUAAGCGGAGUGGAAGCUGCGACAAGUGCCGCUGGCGACCAUGAGUUCUCUAAAGCCGAUGUGCAAGCUGUACGCAAUUCCUGUCUCGUCUCGAAAAGCUGUGCAACGGAUUACAGAGGUGUUGAUGUGUUGCUGACCUCACAAUGGCCUUACGGCUUGCAGGAGAAGCAAAAUGCGAAUGCUUCCAAGCUGAUUUCAUUCUUGUCGCGCGAGAUAAAGCCACGCUAUCACUUCUGUGGUAUUAAUGGCACCUUCUACGAAUGUGCGCCGUUUCGUGUGCCCAAGGAUGAGACUACGCAGUUUGAGUUGUGUACGCGUUUCAUCUCCCUGGCGGAUGUAGGUAAUGCAGAGAAGGCCAAAUACAUUUAUGCGCUCAGUCUAAAGCCCGUGGAUAAGACACGUUUACUGGAUUUGGUGCAGAAGACAACAGACGAAAUACCUUGUCCUUAUAUUGAUUUGGAUAUGUCAGGGGUCGUGAAGAAAAACGAAACGUCGGAAAGUCAACAAUACUUCUUUGACAUGGAUUCGAGUGGAAAUCGCAAGCGACGCGGCGAGGCUGGACAACGUGACAAACGUCCCCGAAUAAUGCAAAUUGAUCAGGAUAAUUGUUGGUUCUGUUUGUCGUCGAUCAAGGUGGAAAAACAUCUCAUCAUAACAGUAGGUGAGCGAUUUUAUAUUGCUCUGGCCAAGGGGCCAAUUAAUAGCCAUCACGUUCUAAUACUUUCCACGAAGCAUAUUCCUUGUUCGGCGCAACUCAGCCCUGAAGAUUGGGAAGAGCUGGAAAAGUUUAAGGGCGCCUUGAGGCAGCUAUUUAAGAGUCUGGGGCAAGUUGUCUGCUUCACGGAACGACAUUACAAGACAUCCCAUUUGAUUAUAGACGUGUUGGCUUUUGAAGAGGGUUACGCCUGGAAAAUCAAGCACAGUUUUGAAGAUAAAGCGGAAGAGUUCAAUUUGGAAUUUGAAACGUUGCCAGCUUUGGAUUCACCUAAAAUGCUGCCAGAAAUGGGUCCCUACUUUGUCGCUGAACUUCCCGACGAUAGCACAUUAAUAACGCGACAGAUGAAACAUUUUCCAUUGCACUUUGCGAGGGACGUUUUCUGCUCUGAGAACUUGCUGAACUGCGAUGAAAAAGUGAAUUGGAAAGAGUGUCUGUUAGAGAAGGAGGAGGAAACAGCUUAUGUGGAAGAAUUUCGAAAGAGCUUUGCACCUUUUGAUUUUACAGAUGACGAUUGAUUAAAAGAGAACAAGCGCAAAUGCUUCAGUAAAAAAUGUCCUUUAUACUUCAUUUACAGACCAAUAAACAUGCACACAAUCCGGUUAAGUACUAAACUACCAUAAUAAUAUUAAUAAUGUUUCGUAAGUCACAAUUUUAUGCGCUAAGUUUACGCAUCUCG
Molecule: messenger RNA, 1833 nt
Organism: Drosophila sulfurigaster albostrigata
Lineage: Eukaryota; Metazoa; Arthropoda; Insecta; Diptera; Drosophilidae
Product: CWF19-like protein 1 homolog
Exons: 8
Coding region: 104-1672 (522 amino acids)
Biological process (GO): mRNA splicing, via spliceosome
Cellular component (GO): post-mRNA release spliceosomal complex
Molecular function (GO): RNA lariat debranching enzyme activator activity
Source: RefSeq, a predicted model, not a curated record